This is a messenger RNA of Eutrema salsugineum, 2583 nucleotides long. RefSeq names its product probable LRR receptor-like serine/threonine-protein kinase At1g05700. Gene Ontology annotation, biological process: protein phosphorylation. Lineage: Eukaryota; Viridiplantae; Streptophyta; Magnoliopsida; Brassicales; Brassicaceae. The transcript has 11 exons. The record is from RefSeq and is a predicted model, not a curated record. Gene Ontology annotation, molecular function: protein kinase activity; ATP binding; protein binding. Bases 16 to 2583 code for a protein of 855 amino acids.
AAAAACCAGACGAAAAUGGAAAGGUUACGUUAUCUCUAUUUGAUAUAUUCAGCAGCAUUUGCAUUGUGUCUCGCCGUUUCAGUUCUUUCCCAAGAUCAAUCAGGUUUCAUAAGCAUUGACUGUGGAAUCUCAAGUGGAUCAUCAUACACAGACGACACAACGGGCAUAGUCUAUGUCUCAGAUUCAUCCUUCGUCGAGACCGGAGUCUCCAAAUCGGUCUCCUUCACAGCUCAAACACAGCUUCAAAACCUAAGGAGCUUCCCGGAAGGUUCUAGAAACUGCUAUACACUGAUCCCAAAACAGGGGAAAGGCAAGAAGUACCUCAUACGAACCACUUUCAUGUACGGUAAUUACGACGGAGAAAACAACCCACCCGAAUUUGAUCUGUUUCUUGGAGGAAAUAUCUGGGCCAGUGUGUCGUUAGACGAUACAUCCAUCGUUGUUACCAAAGAAGUUAUUUACUUGAGCCAAUCUGAGAAGAUAUUUGUCUGUUUGGGAAACAAAGCCAAAGGAACUCCAUUUAUAUCAACAUUAGAGCUUAGGUUUCUCGGAAACGACAAUACGACGUAUGACUCUCCAAACGGUGCUCUCUUAUUCUCUAGACGCUGGGACUUUCGUUCUCUCAUGGAUCCACCUGUCAGAUAUAGUGAAGAUGUCUAUGACCGAAUCUGGAAACCUCACAAUUUAAGCGACUUAUAUAGAGAGGUCAACACAUCACUUCCAGUGAUCUCAAACAAUAAUAGUUACAACAUUUCAAGUUUGGUGAUGAGCAGAGCACUGACUCACACAAACAUAACAGAACCCAUCAAAAUGGUUUUGAACAACAGUGAUCCGAAUGUCAGGUACUUUGUUUACAUGCAUUUCGCUGAGGUCGAAGAUCUCAGUCUCAGAACAAAUGAGACCAGAGAGUUUGAAAUCCGCAUUAACGGAGUGAAAAUGGCUGACGUCAGUCCAAAAUACCUUCAAACAGACACUGUUUUUUUGAAGCCUGAGAGCCAAACGGAUAUUAAGUUUACGCUCGAGAGAACCCCUAAGUCUACGCUUCCCCCUAUCAUCAACGCUCUAGAGAUCUACAUCGGAAACAGUUUCUCCCAGUCUUUUACCAGCCAAGAGGAUGGUGAUGCGGUUUCUAGCAUAAAGGUGAGUUAUAAAGUGAAGAAAAACUGGCAAGGAGAUCCUUGCUUACCUAAUGAAUACAUUUGGGAAGGCCUUAAUUGUAGCUAUGAUAGUCUCACUCCUCCCAGAAUAACAUCACUGAGCUUAGCCUCUAGCGGGUUAACGGGUCACAUAUCUCCCUCCUUCUCUAACCUCACAAUGAUCCAAGAGCUAGACUUAUCAAACAAUGAGCUAACCGGAGACAUUCCAGAGUUUCUGUCAAGACUGAAGUUUUUGAGGGUUUUAAAUCUGGAGAAAAACAAGCUAACGGGCUCGGUUCCGUCCGAGUUAUUAGAAAGAUCAAAGAGCGGAUCGCUCUCGCUAAAGGUCGGAGAGAAUCCAGGACUCUGUACCGAGAUUUCUUGCGGAAAAAGUAACAAGAAAACAUUUGUGACGGCGUCUGUCGCAUCAUUGGCAGCAUUUUUCAUUCUCCUAUUAUUGUCUGGUGUGUUUUGGAAGAUCAAGAACCGCAGGAAAAAGUCAGUAAACUCGGCGGUGGAAGAAGAUGCAGACAAUGGAACAAGAAACAGGCCAAUGGCAGAUUCGAACACAUUAUUGUUUACCUUUGCAGACGUUGUAAAGAUGACAAAUAAUUUCGGUCGUGUCCUCGGUAAAGGAGGUUUUGGAACAGUUUACCAUGGCUACUAUAACAACCUUCAAGUUGCUGUUAAACUUUUAUCAGAAACAUCAGCUCAAGGAUUCAAAGAGUUUCGCUCUGAGGUUGAAGUUCUUGUGAGGGUUCAUCACGUAAACCUCACUGCGCUGAUUGGUUAUUUCCAUGAAGCUGAUAAAAUGGGAUUGAUCUAUGAGUUCAUGGCUAAUGGCAACAUGGCGGAUCAUCUCUGUGGAAAGUAUGGUCAUACAUUGACCUGGACACAGAGACUUCAGAUUGCACUUGAUGCAGCACAAGGGCUUGAGUAUCUUCACUGGGGAUGCAAACCUGCGAUAGUUCACAGAGAUGUGAAGACUUCGAACAUAUUGUUGAACGAAAAAAACAGAGCAAAGCUUGCGGAUUUUGGACUCUCGAGGAGUAUUCAGAGAGAGAGUCGCUCUCACGUAUCCACUCUAGUCGCUGGGACUCCCGGAUAUCUCGAUCCACUAUGCUUUGAGACAAAUGGGUUAAACGAGAAGAGUGACAUUUACAGCUUUGGAGUUGUUCUAUUGGAGAUGAUUACGGGAAAAACUGUUAUCAGUGAGUCACAAACGAAGCGUGUUCAUGUGAGUGAUUGGGUGAUAUCUAUCUUGAAGUCUACUAAUGAUGUGAGCAACGUGAUAGAUUCCAAAAUGUCGAAAGAUUUUGAAUCAAAUUCUGUUUGGAAAAUUGUGGAGCUCGCUUUGGCAUCUGUUUCGCAAAACGUCUCUGAGAGGCCAAACAUGCAACAGAUUGUUAGAGGACUGAAGGAGUGUCUUCAAAGAGAAGAGAGUUAA